GGGAAUCUGGCUCCAACAUUAUUGAAGUGUCUAAGGAGGCUCGCAAGAGGUUUCUUGGCCCUCUCCACCCUUCCUUCAACUUGGUGAAAAUCAUUCGCAGUCGGCUUUACAAAACCCUCCCUGACAAUGCGCACGAGUUAGCAACAGGCCGCCUGGGCAUUUCCCUGACCCGAGUGUCCGACGGAGAGAACGUGCUGGUGUCCGUGUUCAACAGCAAAGAGGAUCUCGUUCAGGCCUGUAUAUGCAGCACAUUUAUCCCCGUGUACUGUGGACUGAUUCCUCCAACAUUGAAAGGAGUGAGAUAUGUCGACGGUGGUAUUACAGACAACCUGCCUCAGUAUGAGCUCAAGAACACAAUCACGGUGUCUCCAUUUGCUGGCGAGAGCGACAUCUGCCCUCGCGAUCGCUCCAACAACAUGCACGAGAUGAGAAUAACCAACACUAGCAUUCAGUUCAACCUGCAGAACCUGUACCGGCUCUCCAAGGCCUUAUUCCCACCUGAGCCAGAGGUGAUGAAGGACAUGUGCAAACAAGGUUUCAGUGAUGCCCUGGACUUCCUCAAGAGGAAUGCCUUGCUGAACCGACCAACGCUCUUACAGAACCCCUGCCCACGAUCUCUGUACGAGUCGAACUGGGUGGAAGAGGAGGUGGAGGUGAUGGAGAUUGCAGAAGGGAAUCAGGCCGGCGCCAUGUCCGAGAACAACAAUAGGAUCAUGGAACACAUGCCACCCCGCCUGCACCAAGCGCUGACGGACGCCUGCACUGAAAGCAAGAGUCUCUGCUCAGUUGUCUCCAACAUGCUGCCCGUUCGCCUGGCCUCAGUCCUGAUGCUUCCCUACACGCUGCCGGUGGAAUCCGCAGUCUCGCUCACCGUGAGGAUCCUCGAGUGGCUGCCCGACCUGCCCAGCGACGUGGACUGGAUGAAAGAUCAGAUAAGCAACGUCUUGUGGUACUUUGUGAAGAACGCCAAGGCCAGGCUCGGACACAGCCUCAACGCAAGGCUGCACUAUAACCUGGAGUUCCACAGGACCAAAAGCCUGUUCCUACCCUCGCGAGGAUUGUCCUCUUACGAGUCUGUCCGCAAGUGGGUGAGGAGCAAUACCUCGGUGAUGGACCUGAUCGUGAAGUGUGAAGAGUACCAGCGACAGCUGUGGCCGGGCAAGCUCCACAUUGACCUCAAAAUGCAAGCGUCCAUGUGCCAAGAGGACCUGGAGUCAACUGGCUUAGAGAUGAAACCCUCUCCACCCUCCUCAGGGGCCAGUAUUUGAGUAUUAAAGGUGGUGGUGGGCUGCGCCACACAGACUUUCUAUCUCUGCUGGGUACCUCUUAGCCUGAAAGUAUUUUUUCCUAUGUGUGUGUGUGUGAGUGUAUAGAAUAUAACGGGUACUUUUUUUUUUCGAGCGACGUCACGAGCUAAGCCUAUGAAGAUGCUCUACGUGCAUUUCUCUCUACGUAAAACAAAGCCUCUUGUGAAAGCGGCUCGCAGUUCCAGAGGCUGCUUUUGUGCUAAACCUGUAGCGUAGUGGUUAGAGGACUCGCCUCGCAAGCGAGAGGACCCG
This is a messenger RNA of Callorhinchus milii (elephant shark), 1559 nucleotides long. It is a transcript of the gene pnpla2, whose product is annotated as patatin-like phospholipase domain containing 2. Gene Ontology annotation, molecular function: triacylglycerol lipase activity. Gene Ontology annotation, cellular component: lipid droplet; cytoplasm; membrane. The record is from RefSeq and is a predicted model, not a curated record. Gene Ontology annotation, biological process: lipid homeostasis; triglyceride catabolic process; positive regulation of triglyceride catabolic process. Lineage: Eukaryota; Metazoa; Chordata; Chondrichthyes; Chimaeriformes; Callorhinchidae.